Molecule: messenger RNA, 4191 nt
Organism: Anguilla rostrata (American eel)
Lineage: Eukaryota; Metazoa; Chordata; Actinopteri; Anguilliformes; Anguillidae
Product: la-related protein 4-like
Exons: 17
Coding region: 1795-4053 (752 amino acids)
Biological process (GO): positive regulation of translation
Cellular component (GO): cytosol; cytoplasmic stress granule
Molecular function (GO): mRNA 3'-UTR binding
Source: RefSeq, a predicted model, not a curated record
AACAAUGCACUGCCCACCCAAAGGUGAAAAGCUCUGUUUCAUUUCCCAUGGAGCUCAGCCCAAAUUUGUGACGUAGAAGUAGGUGAAAAAUUCUAAAAACCUGUUUUCGCUGUGUCAUUAUGGGGUAUUCUGUGUAGAUUGAUGAGAAUAAAAAUGAAUUUAAUCAAUUUCAGAAUAAGGCUGUAGCGUAACAAAAUGUGGGAAAAGUGAAGGGGGUCUGAAUACUUACCAAAGGCACUGUACAUUGAAUCUCCUUUCUGACACCAUGGCGUUUGGCCCCUUGCACAUAGACUGUAGAAAAAAUAUGGCCAAAGUGACUGUGACAUCAGCCAUUGACUUUCCAUGGGCAGUUUUCAUGCCGCCAUGUUGUACAAAUUGUAGCCGGAGGCUGCACAGUAGGCAAAAGCUGUGACCCUUAUAUGGUCAUGAAGUCUGUGCCGGGCCAGUGUAAAUGACAAUCUGGAGCUGUUACUCGAGAGUGGGUGAGAUGCUGCCCCUCCCCGAGUGACUUGAAGUGAUGCAAACUGUCCUUGAUUGGUCCUCAAAAUAUUAAAAUAUUGUCAAAAUGACACAACCUGUCACAAGGGUUGUCAGAAAAAAUAGGCUCUAUUGAAGGUAAUCAACCAAAACAGCCUUGUGUUUGCUGAAUGGCCGUUGAACUAUGGCACUGGUCAUCCCAGUUUUCUGACCUGAGCUCAACUUAAAUGGCGUGGUUUGAAGAAGGCCGUUCACAAUCACAGGACAAAAAAGGUCCUAAUGAAUUUAGAAAAAGAGUGCAUCGAGGAAUUGUCAAAGACCCCCCUCAAUGUGUUUACAAAUAUGGUAUAAUAUAGAAGACAUUUCAGUCGUGUUAUCAUUGCAAAGGGAAGGUGCACAAAGUUCUGAAAGUGAGGUGUGAAAUAGUAAAUGUAUAAAUGUGAGAAGUUAUUUCUAUUCUGUUAGCUCUCAUUUCUCAAAAUGAGAAUAAACCCAUAACAAUUUAACCUCCCCAAUCUGUCUUGAAGUAUCAUUUUUGCAAAGUGAAAAUGGCCUUCAUAGUCAGGAGUGCAACAUAAUAGUUAGGGAAAUGGGCUUUUAACUCUGAGGUUGUUGGGUCAAUUCCCAGGUGGGGUACUGUUGUACUGGAGCAAGGUACCGGAUAUCUAGCUGUAUUGACAUAGAAUGUAUUUAUACUGUAUAAAUACAUUCUAUGUCAAUUUAAUCUGUGCAAAUCACUUUGAAGGAGGGCGUCUAUCAAAUGCCUAAAAUAUAAUGUAAUUUAUGAAUUGGAAAUUUAUAACCCACCAAUUUUUUAAAUAAAAAUGUAAAUUAUCUUGCAUUGCGAACAGACCUUAACUGAGCAAACGGCUGAACUGUUUGAGUGUAUUUUAAAAAUGUUUUAUUAUUAUUAACUGAAAGGACUCCUUCACUGGUGUUGCGACCUUUUGCGCAGCUUCUUACAACCACCCGUACGUGGGGGAGAGUUUUAAGAAUAGUUCCGGAAGAAGGCAGGGCUUGCAGAUUUGUGGUGUUUUAACCAGUGGCAAGGCCGCGAUUACGAGUGUGUUUGACAAGCGUGGCGAAUGGAACUCCGGCAGUCAACGUGACUUUAACAGGGGAGAGAGCAGUUCUGUGAAAUGAGAAGAUCUUGAAUGAGAGCCGGUGGAAGUUUUUUUUUUUCUUUCUUGCUCGGGACUUGCACUUUCAUUAACGUUGAAUAAGUCGCAGUUGAACUUGGAAUUUUUUAGUAGAGAAUCGGAGUGUACACAGUUCUAUGUAAAACAACUUGCCGCGUAUCAUAAAUACUGGUAAAUAAUGAUUUUGUUCGUUGAGGUGACCUCGAAGGGAGCCGGCCUGAACCCCAACGCUAAGGUGUGGCAGGAGAUCUCCGCCCUGCCCAGCGACGCCCCUGUUCCGCUCUCCGAUUGGUCACCGCCCAGUCCCACUGGCACCACUGAGGGUCACCCCGAGGCCCCGCCCACUGAAUGUAGUAAAUCCUACAUCAUUGGUCUUGACAGUGCUGGGGAGAGCGGUCCCUCCGCGCACCCUGAAGGAAGCGUCAACGGCGUGGACUCUCCAGACUCGGCGUUCUCCCCCCACGAGCCAGCGACUAGGCCGGAUGGCGAAGGGGAAGGGGAGCCGGCGCAGGAUCGGCCCGUCUCUGCGGAGAACCUGCGCGAGUCUCUGAAGAAACAGCUGGAGUUCUGCUUCUCCAGGGAGAACCUCUCCAAGGACCUAUACCUGAUAUCUCAGAUGGACAGUGACCACUUUGUUCCCAUCUGGACCAUCGCCAGCAUGGAGGGCGUCAAGGCCCUGACCACGGAUAUGGACCUGAUUCUGGAUGUGCUGAGAGCCUCUCCUAUGGUCCAGGUGGACGAGAAGGGGGAGAAAGUGCGUCCGAACCACAAACGCUGCAUCAUCAUUUUGAGGGAGGUGCCGGAGACCACGCCCGUGGAGGAAGUCGAGGCCCUUUUUAAAAGCGACGAUUGUCCGAAGGUGCUAAGCGUGGAGUUCGCGCACAACAACAAUUGGUACAUCACAUUCCAGUCGGACACCGACGCCCAACAGGCAUACCGGUAUUUAAGGGAAGAAGUGAAAACGUUUCAGGGAAAACCCAUCAUGGCUCGGAUAAAGGCCAUCAACACCUUCUUUGCUAAGAACGGUUACCGCAGCCUGGAGGGUGCAGCGUUCUCUCAGCAGACGCAGUCCCCGUCACAGUACAGCUCGCCCGUCUACAUGCAGCAGGUCUACAGCCCGCAGCAGCAGUACCCCCUCUACGGCAUCGUCCCCCCGACCUGGCCUUCCUCCCCGACGCCGUACUUCGAGACCCCCCUGGCGCCGUUCCCCAACAGCGGCUUUGUGAACGGCUUCGGCUCGUCCGGGAGCUACAAGAUCGGCGGCGGCUCCCUCGGCGGCGGCGGACGGCCCUUUCCCCGCGCCCGUGUCCCGCUUUAUUCAAGAAAGAAUGUAAUAAAUGCCUUCAGGAACCACGUGAAGACUCACCCGAGGCCCGGCGACGGGGCCCCUGCCUCGGGGACAGCCUUGCCCCUGCUGCCGGGGCUGGGAGGCCCGGUCCUGGGCCCGUCCGAACCCAGCCCCUCCUACCCUCCGAGAGACGGGCACCUCUCUCCCACCGAGGCCAACGGCGACGCCAGCGCGGCGGGGCGGGGCAGGAGAGGCUCAUAUCGAGGCAUGAGGAGGAGGAGAGAGGAGGAGCGGACUGCUAGGCCGCCGCCCCUCGCCGAGACCCAAGCCCCGCCCCCCAAGUUCGACCUGGCCUCCUCCAGCUUCCCGCCGCUGCCGGGCUGCGUGGCGAGCGCGCGGGGCGAGCCGGCGCUGGAGAACCGCCUCUCCGACGUGGUGCGCGGUCUGAGCCGCCCCAAGCCGGAAGUGAAGGAUUCUGCCUGCAGUUCCUCCGGCGCCCAGGAGGAGGCGCCGUGCGUCCCCAGCCCUUCCCAGCCGGUCUGCAAACCUAUUCCACCCGCUUCUGAUCUCCCCGCUGCCAGCAGUGUUUCCCAUCAUGACUCAAAGCUGGAAAAGCCUGAUGUCCAGAAAGCAACCAUACGUACACCGGGCCCCGCCCCUGGCCCCACCCCCGCGUCCCCUCAGCCCAGCCAAGCCCAGUCGGGCCCCGCCCCUAAACCCUGGAGCUCCUCCUCCUCUGCUCCCAUAGUGCCCGCCCCCAGCUCCGCUCCUGGGCCGGAGCUGCGUAAGCUGAGUUAUGCGGAGGUGUGCCAGAGGCCCCCGUGUAGCCCCUCCCCCGCAGCCGUGCAGCCCCUCCGUGAGCUCCGCGCCAACAAGGCAGAGGACCCUGCCCCCGGCCCUGCCCCCGGCCCCGCCCCCGAGCCCGGCCCCACCCCCAACGGACCCUGCCACAGGCCCGACAUCCCCCCCACGGACAGAUCCGGAGAGGGCCGGCCCUCCCGAGCGGGCGGGGCCCCCAGGGCGGGGCCCGCUGGCCUCAAGACCCGAGAGCAACAGAGACGCCCCCCCGUGGCAGGACACGGGUCCCCUCUGCGGGCCCCCCGGCGGGGCAGCAAGGAGCAGAACAUCCCGCCCAAAUCGCCAAAGUGAAAGCGGAGGAACUGAGUGCAGGGAAAUGCGAAUAUUACACACAGAUAUAUGCAUAUAUACAGGAGGCCAGAGAGAGGGGUGGAGAGAGUGUGUGUGUGUGUGUGUGUGUGCGUGUUGUCAGGCGAGAGCUGCUGGAAG